CGUGCAUGGACGUGUUGUCCCCAAGCCACUGCCCACAAGCCCAUACAUCCACCAUGGAUGCGCUGUCCCCAAGCCACUGCCCCAACCCAAGCCAGUGCAUCUCUCCGCCAUGGAAUUGUCCCAAGCCACUACCCCAAGUCGUGCUCUUCAUCUCUCCAAUGAAGCAUUCACUCCGUUGCAACCUCGUCGGCGCUUCUGGCGUUGCAAGUCAGAUGGGGCGGGGAGCUACAGGCGGCACCGGCGCUGCGAUGCAACCUCGUCGGCGCUGCUAUGCAGCUCUCCCGGCGCACACUACAGGAUGCACUAGCGCGGAGAUGCAACCUCGUCGGCGCUGCAAUGCAGCUCUCCUGACGCACGCGACAGGAGGCACCGGCGCAGCCUCGUCGGCGCUGCUAUGUUGCUCUCCUGAUGCACGCGACAGGAGGCACCUGUGCUGCAGACCGGCGUCUGAUGAGACGCACUCGCGGUACUGCAGACGACGAUGGAGCGCCGCCGUCGUGGCUGCAAUGGAGCGCCUCGUGGGUCUUUGAAGGUCUGUCGGGGCUGCAAUGAAGCGUGCCGGGGCUACAAUGAAGGCGGCCGGAGUUGCAAUGAAGCUCUACCAUGGCUGCAAUGAAGCGCGCCGGAGUUGCGUUGAAGCUCGUCGGUGCUUCAAUGGAGCGCCGUCGGGCAUCGUCGGUGCUUCACGCCUAUUAGUGCUGCCAUGGAAGCUGCUGCACUGAAGCUUUUUGCUGUGCUCGGUGCUGCUCAUGCACCCGGUGGCUCCGGCUGAUGUGAUGCGCGGUAGCCGGUGGCUCCGGUGCUGCGAGGUCGCUGACGUAGAAGUCACGGGUGCAGACCGUCGGUGUGGCUGUGGUGGAUGGAAAAAUAGAAGAAAGAAGAGCAGAGGAAGAAAGACGAAGCCUCCCUUGUCUCUUUGGUUCGAUCGGACGGCCAAAGUAUGUCAGAUCGGACGGUCAGCUCAGAAAUAUCAUCCGGCUGAUUUGUAGCAGCAGCCUUUCCUUAAUGGAUAGGAAACCUCGGGAGCACCUCACCUCCGGUUACAAAACGCACGCAAAGAAACCAGACAUACCAAUUUUCACACCACGUACGCAUCUGCCUUCGUCUUCCAAAACCCCUCCAGCAACGCCGUACCACACAGCGCCACCGUUCCAUGGCCACGGAGGCCAUGGCCGGCGCCGUGAGGGACCUGGCCGCCCUCUCCAUGCGGUUCCUCCUCCACCUCGGCGGCAACCAAACCAACCUGGCCUUCUCCCCGCUGUCGUUCCACUAUGUCCUCGUCCUUCUCGCUGCCGGUGCCACGGGCGACACCCUCAACCAGAUCGUCUCCUUCCUAGGCCCCUCCGGCGGCAUGGCGCACGCAUCCCUCGCGUCCCAUGCAGCCUCUGCUUUCCUCGCUCGGGGCAAUGGCUCGGAGCCCGACGUCCGGUGCGGCGUAGGCCUUUGGGUGGAUUCGUCGCUCCGGCUUAGGCCUGCCUUCGCAGACAUGGUCGCCUCCCGGUACAAUGCCACAGCUCAAGCCAUGCCUUUCCAAGAAAAGCCUGACGAGGCGAGAGUUGAGAUCAACCGCUGGUUCGAGGACAGGACAGGCGGCCUGAUCAAAGAACUCAUGCCGGAGGGCCACCUCGACAGCGACACCGCCCUGGUCAUCGGCAACGCGCUCUACCUGAGAGGCUCAUGGCUGCGCCCGUUCGAUCGCGAAGACACAGUGGACGGCGACUUCUUCUUGGCCGACGGGAGCAGUGUGCGCGUGCCGUUCAUGACGAGCGGAAUCCGCCAGCGCAUCAGCUCCCAUCCAGGCUUCAAAGUACUGCAGCUGCCCUACGAUUCCGGCAGGGUCGGCGGCAGGCACAGCUUCAGCAUGCACAUCUAUCUCCCCGACGAGCGCGACGGGCUGCAGGCGCUGAUCCGCGAGCUCAGCUCCGACACGGGCGGGUUCCUGAACCGCAGCGCCCCCGCGCAGGCGGUGGAAGUGGGGUACUUCAAGAUCCCCAAGUUCAAGGUGUCGCGCAAGGUGGAAGCGUCGGACCUGCUGAAGGACAUGGGGCUGGAGCGACCGUUCUGCUUUUCACAUGACUUCGCGGAGAUGGUUGACUACUCGGAACCUCUCGCGGUGCGUAGCGUGCUACACGAGUGCGUGGUUGAGGUCGACGAGGAUGGAACCAUGGCCGCGGCGGCCACCGAAGCUCACAUCAUGACGGGCUGCUCCAUCGGAUGGGAGGAGCCGGUGCGUGUCGACUUCGUUGCAGAUCACCCGUUCCUGUUCCUCAUCAGGGAGGACGAGAGUGGCAUAGUGCUUUUUGCAGGGCAAGUCGUCAAUCCCGAGCUCUAGUUCUGCUGCCUAGAAAUCCAUGAGUGCUGUUGAUCUAAUAAAAUCCAUGAGUGCUAGCAGUGUUCUUCUCUCCCGUGUCGGGACUCGGGGUGGAAUAAUGAAUAAUAGACGGCCAUUGUCAACAGCUUGCUUGAUCCAUAAAUCUGCAUCAGUCAAAUUUGUUUAA
Messenger RNA from Triticum aestivum (bread wheat), 2498 nucleotides. RefSeq names its product serpin-Z1. The transcript has 2 exons. NCBI's taxonomy places the organism in Eukaryota, Viridiplantae, Streptophyta, Magnoliopsida, Poales, Poaceae. The record is from RefSeq and is a predicted model, not a curated record. Gene Ontology annotation, molecular function: serine-type endopeptidase inhibitor activity. Bases 1154 to 2332 code for a protein of 392 amino acids.